AUGGCAGACAUCUUGGGUCUGGGCCUGCCUCUGUCCAGCCUCUGCACUGUCCCCUGUAACACCAUGUUUGGAUCCCAGCACCAGAUGGAUGUGGCGCUUUUGGACAGACUGGUGCAGGAGGAUGUAAACUCAGGGAAGCUCCCUCUGCUGCUCAUCGCCAACGCAGGCUCCUCGGCUGCAGGACACACAGACAAACUGUCCCGACUGAAAGACCUGUGUGAGCAGCACCACAUGUGGCUCCACGUGGAGGGGGUGACAUCAGGGCGAGUGUACAUCAGGGUGAGUGUACAUCAGGGUGACAUCAGGGCGAGUGUACAUCAGGAUGACAUCAGGGGUGACAUCAGGGUGACAUCAGGGCGAGUGUACAUGAGGGUGACAUCAGGGAUGACAUCAGGGCGAGUGUACAUCAGGGUGAGUGUACAUCAGGGUGACAUCAGGGCGAGUGUACAUCAGGAUGACAUCAGGGGUGACAUCAGGGUGAGUGUACAUCAGGGUGACAUCAGGGGUGACAUCAGGGUGAGUGUACAUCAGGGUGACAUCAGGGGUGACAUCAGGGUGAGUGUACAUCAGGGUGACAUCAGGGUGUACAGGGUGACAUCAGGGAUGACAUCAGGGCGAGUGUACAUCAGGGUGAGUGUACAUCAGGGUGACAUCAGGGCGAGUGUACAUCAGGAUGACAUCAGGGGUGACAUCAGGGUGAGUGUACAUCAGGGUGACAUCAGGGGUGACAUCAGGGUGAGUGUACAUCAGGGUGACAUCAGGGUGAGUGUACAUCAGGGUGACAUCAGGGGUGACAUCAGGGUGAGUGUACAUCAGGGUGACAUCAGGGGUGACAUCAGGGUGAAUUUACAUCAGGGUGACAUCAGGGGUGACAUCAGGGCGAGUGUACAUCAGGAUGACAUCAGGGGUGACAUCAGGGUGAGUGUACAUCAGGGUGACAUCAGGGCGAGUGUACAUCAGGGUGACAUCAGGGGUGACAUCAGGGUGAGUGUACAUCAGGGUGACAUCAGGGUGAGUGUACAUCAGGGUGACGUCAGGGUGAGUGUACAUCAGGGUGACAUCAGGGUGAGUGUACAUCAGGGUGACAUCAGGGGUGACAUCAGGGCGAGUGUACAUCAGGGUGACAUCAGGGCGAGUGUACAUCAGGAUGACAUCAGGGGUGACAUCAGGGUGAGUGUACAUCAGGGUGACAUCAGGGUGAGUGUACAUCAGGGUGACAUCAGGGGUGACAUCAGGGUGAGUGUACAUCAGGGUGACAUCAGGGGUGACAUCAGGGUGAGUGUACAUCAGGGUGACAUCAGGGCGAGUGUACAUCAGGAUGACAUCAGGGGUGACAUCAGGGUGAGUGUACAUCAGGGGGACAUCAGGGUGAGUGUACAUCAGGGUGACAUCAGGGUGACAUCAGGGCGAGUGUACAUCAGGGGUGACAUCAGGGUGAGUGUACAUCAGGGUGACAUCAGGGUUGACAUCAGGGUGAUUUUACAUCAGGGUGACAUCAGGGGGGACAUCAGGGUGAGUGUACAUCAGGGUGACAUCAGGGUGACAUCAGGGCGAGUGUACAUCAGGGUGAGUGUACAUCAGGGUGACAUCAGGGGUGACAUCAGGGUGAGUGUACAUCAGGGUGACAUCAGGACCAUAACGAGCAUGUGUGUUAGGACCAUAACGAGCAUGUUUGUGUACAGGGUGAACCUGGCGACUCUGGCCCUGGGGAACCUGCGCUCUCCUGUCAUGUCCCUGUCAGCCGGCCUCAUGUCCAGCGGGCCCCUGGAGAAGCUGAGGGCCCUCCCCUUGUGGCUGUCCCUGCAGUGUUUGGGACACAGCGGCAUCGUGGAGAGGAUCCAGCAUUCCACAGCACUGAGUCAUCAGCUCCUGCAGGGACUCAAACCCAUGAAGUUCAUCAAAACAUCAGUGGAGGACGAACUGAGUUCCCCGGUGGUCCUCUUCCAGGUUGGCCCUGACAGAAGCUCGGAGUCCAGCCUAGGGUCAGGACAGAGCUUGUGUCCUGCAGAAAGACACGUCCAGGACACAUUCAACAGAUGGCUGGGGCUGGAGUUGGCUCGUCUCGUCCCGUCCUGUGGAGUGGAUGUGGUGGAGUUGGAUGAUGAAGGGAUCGUGAUUAUCGAGCACAAGUCGAUCAUCUGUCCUGGGUACAACGCAGUGCUGCAUGUGCACACGUGCAUCGAGGAGGUGGAGAUCACUGCCUUGGGCUGUCUUGUGGAUAAAAAGACUGGAGAGAAGAGCAGCACGCGGCCGCGGUUCGUGAAGCAGGACCAGGUGUGCAUCGCUCGACUGCGCACGGCAGGAACCAUCUGUUUGGAAACCUUCAAGGACUUCCCCCAGAUGGGACGCUUUACUCUGCGGGACGAAGGGAAAACCAUCGCCAUUGGGAAAGUGCUGAAACUGAUCACAGAGCGGGACUGA
This is a messenger RNA of Knipowitschia caucasica, 2421 nucleotides long. Lineage: Eukaryota; Metazoa; Chordata; Actinopteri; Gobiiformes; Gobiidae. The record is from the annotation of a GenBank genome assembly.